Molecule: messenger RNA, 6159 nt
Organism: Actinia tenebrosa (Australian red waratah sea anemone)
Lineage: Eukaryota; Metazoa; Cnidaria; Anthozoa; Actiniaria; Actiniidae
Biological process (GO): exocytosis; intracellular protein transport
Cellular component (GO): plasma membrane; exocytic vesicle
Molecular function (GO): neurexin family protein binding; small GTPase binding
Source: RefSeq, a predicted model, not a curated record
UUUUUAUAUAGAAUCGUUUCUUAUGAGGAACGUUUGGGGAGUGUAGUUCUUGUAUUCAUUAGUAGACUGCCAGAGGAAUAAAAUAUAAUUAACGGUGAUUCAAAACCAAGUAGAGGGAAAUGAUGAAUUAUUAACGGUAGACUAACUUGUUUAGACGGCCAGGUUUAAGUAAAAUUUUCUGAAGAAUUGACUGCUCUUUUGAUUGUGAACAUGCCAUGCACUUGAGUAUGAACCACUUCCAACAUGGACGAUAUUUAUAUUAAUCUAAAUUUUCUGACUGAGUCUGAGAGAGAUGCUUUGCAAGAUGUUUUAGCUCGAGAUGAAGUGUUCAGAAAACAGGAAAAAAAGAGACUAAGCGAAUUAAAGAAAGAGUUAGACGGUGUAAAAAAGUCUGGAGCUAUAUCAGAUACUUCGGAUUCAACAGCUAAAGUUUGUGCAAGGUGUCAUGAAAGUUUUGGAGUGCUGUUCAACACUGGUGCUUUUUGCCCAAAAUGUAAGGCUAGAGUUUGUAAAAAUUGUCGAACUCCUCUGAAGGAUUCAUGGUUGUGUACUUUGUGUGGGAAAGUCAGGGAUGUGAAAGCUAAGUCUGGAGCAUGGUUUUACGAACAGGCAAGGACAAAGGGUGAGGCACGGACACUAUUUGGUACAUCAUUGAUUAGAGCCUCUUUGAAGAGAGGAAAAGCCUCGACUAAGAGUAAAGACGGCAUUGCAGAUGAGCCCCCAGCACCGCCCGUGAUUGGCUUAAACCCAGAAAGCCAUGAGAAACUUCAUCGACCAAUCCCAGUCCACAUGUCAGCCAUUCGUGAAACUGAAGCUAAUGACUCCUCGUACCAUACAGCAGAAUCAGCCGAUGACAACGAGACUCAUGAAGUAAACAAGAACUACAUCAAACCAUAUGCGAAGGCUGUGCCUGUUAAAAGGGAUAGCCAUAAAGAUGAGAGCCCUGCAGAAACAUCUUCUGGAUCUUCGACCCCAACGUAUGUCCACGAAACUUCUAAAGGAAGCGACACGAUACAUAACGAUUCGUUCCAAAACGAGCGAGAAAAAGCGGAGGACGAUUACUAUGACGACGACGAAGAAGAAGAAAAACCCGUUUUUGAUUACCUCAACGAAGACGAACAUUCUCCUCAGAAAGAACAGAAUAACCAAGGGCAACAUGAUGGAGAUGGUGAUGAGAAAAGCUUAGAUGAUUCCGACGAAUAUAAAUCAAUAGCAAGUCAGGGGUCGGGUCAGGGAUACCAUUAUAAUAGUGGUAGUCGGGAUCAUUAUCCGUUACCAGGAAUGAAAGAUGAGUAUUCGCCACCACAAAGAGGUUCGACGGCUUAUUCACAGGAUAGUUUGAGUGUUAGCAAAGAAUGGACUUUAAGCACGGAAUCAAACGCAGAAUCAGUAGACUCAUUUCGAACGGCAGAGGUCCAAACGCCCUCUGAGACCACGUCCCAUUCAGACUUCAAUACACCGACGCAGUCACUACCAAGUGAUAACGAAUCCGACUUUAUUGAUGCUCGAGACACGGCGCAUGUACCCCCAGAAAACGAGGAUCAUUAUGAUGGUUACACUCUAGAAGAAACUUACACUGGUGGGGGAAAAGUAGUCCCGCCCGAGAUAGUAACGACUGCAGUAGAUGAUAAUAUACCUGGAUAUAAAAACAAUGAAAACGAUGAACCUGUCGAAGAUAUCGAUCAAGCUUUUGCUGAGUAUGGAGUAGAUGUUAAUAACCGAAGUCUGUCUGAUCGUUUUGAUAUGGGAAGUCGUGAAAGUAUCGUGAGUUACUACAGCGAGGCAGGCGAAGGUCACUAUGGUAACAUCCCAAUCACUGGGGAAGUACAGUUUGGACUCAAGUAUAACUACAGGGUUGGCAAGUUAGAGGUUCAGGUUCACCGCGCGAAAGACAUAGCACCGGUUGACACCAAGAAAAACCGAUCAGACCCGUACGUGAAGGCCUACCUGUUGCCUGACAAGACCAAGGGAGGAAAACGUAAAACCAAAGUGAAAAAGAACACAUUGAAUCCAGAAUUCGACGAGAUACUAUCUUUUAAGACAAGUUUCGAUGAAAUGCUGACACGUUCUCUUUGGUUGUGUGUCUGGAAUCACGAUCGUUUUGGACACAAUGAUUUCCUUGGAGAGGUCCUGCUUCCUAUGGCGUCGUACGAUGAGUCUGGGUUCUCCUGGGAAGACCCUUCUCCUCAAUGGUAUCCUCUACGAGAAAGGCGACCAGAACAUUCUCUAAUGGAAUACAGCGGCGAGUUAGUCAUUGCACUAAUGUACGUACCUCAAGAAAGAAUCAAACCAAAGAAAGGAAAAAAGAAAAAGGAAGGAGGAGAACUACACGUUCAAAUCAAGGAAGGACACAACCUCAAAGCUAAAGAUGCUAAUGGAUUUUCUGAUCCUUUCUGCAAGAUAUAUCUACUACCAGACAAGAGCAGAAAGACAAAACGGAAAACCCAGACGAUCAAAAAGAACGUGAACCCCAAAUGGAACAUCUCCUUCGUUUACGAACACCUUACAUUGGAAGACCUUAUGGACCGCUCCUUGGAGGUAACAGUGUGGGACUGGGAUAGAGGAACGAGUAAUGAUUUCUUGGGAGGACUGCGUUUGGGAAUGGGUGCUAAGACGGAGACAUGGGAUGACGCGGAGGGCGAAGAGAUCGCGGCGUGGCAGAAGAUGUUGGAUAAUCAUAAUGAAUGGAACGAAAGCACUAUUGCACUAAGGUCUUUACCUCGGUUUCACGACAAACCUGCAACAGACAGCGACUCAGAACAACGACCUGAUAAAGAAAAACACGACAAGCCUGCGACAGACAGCGACUCAGAACAACGACCUGAUAAAGGAAAACACGAAGAAAACCCGAAAGAAUCUUCAGACACCGAAACUAAAGCGACGAAGAAAGAAGAAAAUCCAAAGCCCUCAGAAAAACAAGAAAAAAAUAAGGAAGGAAUCGAUAAUAUGGCUUUUACGACAACAAAAGAUGACAACGAAGAAGAAAAGGCGAUGAAUUCAAUCUUCCAAUCCUUCAAUAAUUUCACAAGUAAGUUUAAAUUUUCUUCGGAUAAAAUCGAUAAUGUUGAGGCCGGUGAGAAACCGAAAGAUGCUGUCGACAAUUCUGCCGAAAAACCACCGAAAGAUGAAUCAAUUAUCGUAGAUUCCGGGGGGGAAUCUAAUUUAUCCCUGGCAGAAAAUAAAGGUAACCAAGGGAACGAGACAGAGGAGCAAAGCUCCAUUGAAACUAAUGAAGGGAAUGCAGCUGAUAUAAAUAAUAAAGAAAACGAUGAUAAAGAAAACGAAUCAACGAAUAUUCCCGAACGAACAAUUUCAGUGCCCGAAGUCACGACGAUCGUGACGGCGCCAGAGCCGAGUGAACCCGAACAAAAGCCGGAUGAAAAAAGAAAGAAAGGCGGGAAAACCGCGAGUCGGUCCGAUAACGUGCUGUUCUUUGAGGGAGCAACGCUGUCGUCUCCUGAUUUGGAGUUAAAGAGAAGACAUAGUACAGACUUUGUGUCGGUGCCGAGACCGCUGAAUGAGGAACUUAUUCAACAGGAUAUGGAGAAAAAGGGAAUCCCAUUCAAGAGAAAAUCGACCAAGAAAAUUCCACAAGGAACUAGAGAGCAAAUGAGACGGGAAAGCUAUUCUCCUCGAGUGGAGCGCAAGUCAAGAUCCUUACAAACGAGCAGUCCUCUUGAGAUAAGACGUAAAACUCUUGCGGAAUUGGCUAUAGAGAGCGGAUACAAGAAUCCCAAAGCACCUGCCGAUAGUGUUGAUGGAUCCAGUGAAACUUUGGAUUCCGAGGAAUCCCACGAAAAGAUAAUCAGCGCUCCAGCCAAAAGUGCAAAGGGUUCAUCAGAGAUUCCGAUAACAGGCGAACUGUACUUAACCCAAGAGUACUGCCAAGAGACCAGAGUAUUCACAGUUCACAUACACACGGCUAAUAACCUGGCUAUUGCCGAUACUAAAAGAAAGACAUCCGAUCCGUACGUGAAAACCUACCUUCUUCCUGACAAAAGAAGCAAAAAGAAAACAAGGACGGUGCGAGACAACUUGAAUCCAGAGUUUGACGAGGUCGUUAAGUACCAUAUCGGAUACGACGAGUUACUCACCCGUACGCUGCUGCUGACCGUGUGGAACGAUGAUCUCUUUAGUCGUGAUGAAUUCCUCGGUGAAGUCGUCAUCCCUCUUGGUUCGUUCGUAGAGAAGGGAAACUCGUUGAUUAAUUCUACUGCAAAGUGGUACAAACUUGGAGAAAAGACAGACUAUGAGGAAAAGUUGACAAUCCCUGAGCUGAUUGUAGCCCUCAAGUACGUCACAGGAGAUAAGACCAAGAAAAAAAGCAAAAAGUCUCAGCCAAUGAAAGGGGAGCUGAUGCUCCAGAUACUAGAGGCCAAGAACCUACCAGGGAAAGAUGCAGAUGGCAUGUCCGAUCCCUUCUGUAAGAUAUCCCUCCUGCCUGACAAGAAAGGGAAAACAAAGCACAAAACUCCCAUAAUCAAACGAUCUCUAAAUCCUUCCUGGAACUACAAAAUGGAAUAUGAAGACUUGAGUAUAGACGACCUUAACGAAAGGGUCUUAGAAAUCACUGUUUGGGACCACGACAUUGCGUCACGUGACGAAUUCCUCGGCGGCGUAAGACUGGGCACGGGUGGAAGUGGGAAUGAAUGGGAUGACUCAACAGAAGAUGAAGCGCAAAUAUGGCACACGAUGUUAAACCGAAGUAAUGUCUGGAUUCAAGUGGUUAUUCCAUUGAGACCAACUAUGGAUUCAAGGAAAAAUAUGUGAAAGCCUAUUAGAGGCUUUUUAUUCCCAUAAAUCCGUGCUAGAAAAUAUUUAAGCUGCUUUUCUUCGGUACACGAGACGUAGACUAUCUAUACUCUACGACUAAAAGAGCUACGAAUUCUUCUAAAGAUAUUUCAGCAAAGGGCUUUAUAAAAGAUACAAGAAAUAUCACUUGUACUCGAAGAAGAAGGAAACUUUUUUAAAAUGUAAUAUGUAGUUAAUGGGAAGGAGACAUAUUCCACUCAUACAGAUAAAUAAUUCAUUGCGAGGAUGCUGACUAAAGGAAAUAUAGAGCAUUAUUGGCGUGCCUUACUAACUCCUAAUCAAAAUUUAUAACCCUCUGAAAUUUUAGUAUUUACAUGGACAAUAUUUAAUGUUCUAGUAAUGCACGCUGUUCAAAGAUUUUAUAGAACAAUAUGGCUGGAGCAAAAUCAGAAAAUAGAUAAAGCUUCUUGCCAAAUAAUUAAUCCGCUAGCAUUGCUUAGAGUGAAGCCUCAUUUCUACGUUCAACACAAGUCUCAUUCUCAUUAUAAGGCUCCCGAAGAAUUUAACGUGUAUUGAGGCCCCGUCCACAUUUAUCCGGAAAUCGAAAAUGUUUGCGUCCACACGCAGCGUAUUCGAAUCGUUUUCACCAUCCCGCACACGUAUCCGUUUUCGUAAAAUUUGCGGAUACGGACACAAAAAUUUCCGGACACGUGUGGACGGUCCUGUAUCCGCAAAAAAAAUAUUUGCGGAUACGUGUGGACGGGGCUUUGAAUCAAUUUAUUAAUAAGGUCAUUAAGCCUCACUAUAUUUUCAUGUUUAAGGUCAGAACUAGCCUCAUUUCAAUGUCAAAAUGUCAAAGAGAGCCUCGUCUUUGUGUUCAACGUCAGCUUCGUUUCCGCGCACAUCGUCAAGAACUACCAAAAUAUGUUAACUUCUGCCUCGUUUUUAUGUUAAAGAAAAAUGUUAACCUCGCUUUCAUGUUUAAGGUAAAGCCUAUUUUAAUAUGUAUAAGUCAGAGCCUCAACUUCAAGCAAGGUCAUUAGUCCUCGCCAUCUUGCAUCAGGUUAAUAUCAGCCUCACAUCAAUGUAAAGUCUUGACAGCGUCACCCUCAUCUUCAUGUGUUUGUCAGCAUCUGUCUGUUAGGUGGCUGUAUCGGCAGUAAAAUCUCGAUCUUUUUACUCAAAUAGUGAGGACACUUUAACUCGUUUAUCUGGACAUCAGAACGAACUUCCAACCAUCUUCAUUUAUUUUAACCUUCUUUAACAGGAAUAACAUCAUGCACGCAGCAUGUUGGCUUUCAUUGUCAGCAUUGCCUAGCUCAACAGACUAGUACCAUUUUGUGUUAGUCAAAAUAGUUAGUAGAGCUACAAACGUUCCUUGAAGGAUUAAAAAUGCACUCGUAUGAA